Vitis riparia (riverbank grape) is the source of this 675-nucleotide messenger RNA. RefSeq names its product putative disease resistance protein At1g50180. NCBI's taxonomy places the organism in Eukaryota, Viridiplantae, Streptophyta, Magnoliopsida, Vitales, Vitaceae. The coding region runs from base 1 to 627 and encodes 208 amino acids. The transcript is spliced from 2 exons. The record is from RefSeq and is a predicted model, not a curated record.
AUGGCCGAGGCUACUGUUUCCUUUGCCGUGGAAAGGCUAGGUGGCCUGUUAAUCGAAGAGGCACGUUUCUUACAUGGGGUGGGCGACAAAGUUACUGAAAUUCAAGCUGAGCUAAGGAUGAUGCGAUGCUUUCUGAGAGAUGCUGAUGCAAGACAAUAUGAAGAUGAGGUCAUUCGCAAUUGGGUUGCAGAAAUCAGAGAGGCUGCUUAUGAUGCCGAAGACACUGUAGAGACUUUUGCCUUGAAGCUUGCCAGGAGGAGGAGAGGCGGUCUUGAAAACAUCCUCAAGAGGUAUGCUUGCUUCUUAUCAGAAUUUAAAGCACUGCAUGAGGUUGGGACAGCGAUUGAUGCCAUAAAAAGUAGAAUCUCCCAUCUGACUGCAAGUUUACAAAGCUAUAACAUAAGGAGCAUAGCAGAAGGAGAAGGCUCUGGUUUCAGAAAUGAGACCCAACGAUUGCCUAGACAGACUUACUCCCACGAUGUCGAUGAAGAUACGGUUGGGUUGGAGGACAGCAUGGAGAUUUUGCUGGAACAGUUGAUGAAACCAGACGAGAUGCUCGGUUGUUUCCAUAUGCGGCAUGGGGGGUCUGGGAAACAGCUUUAUAGAGUUGGAGAAAUUGUGCAUUGACUAUAUGCCGAGAGAGUUUGUGGACAAACUUCAAGUGAUAAAUGGAAA